Molecule: messenger RNA, 1151 nt
Organism: Salvelinus namaycush (lake trout)
Lineage: Eukaryota; Metazoa; Chordata; Actinopteri; Salmoniformes; Salmonidae
Product: START domain-containing protein 10-like
Exons: 5
Coding region: 594-1151 (185 amino acids)
Molecular function (GO): lipid binding
Source: RefSeq, a predicted model, not a curated record
CCCGACGACGUCGAGUGACCAUAGGUGGGCACACAGCGACGCAGGGGAACUGAAAUGUAAACGCGCAACAAUUGAUCAAAACCAUCCGACUUGUCAGCCUCUCAUCUCUAGUGGAGUCGUGGUGAGACAGCGGACACAUAUGUCUCACUUAAAUAGCUGCUGUGGACCAUAUUGAACUGAAAUUGAUUCACGCCAGAGGGUCAAUAAUGUUAUAAGAUAAAUGCCGGAAAGCUUCCACUCAUGUGUUUAUGUAGUUUCUAUGAAAACUGUAGAUUUUCUUAUUUUUAUACCCGUGUUUUUGUGCGUUCUUCGUGUUUGUUCAGCAACUCUCCUUUCUAAGCACACAUAAUCACAAUACGCGGAUGCGUGCUCAGUGUGUGUGAUAAAGAAAUCACAUUAUAGGAAUAAUUCACUCAGAGGAUAGAGGUGUAACGUUACGUCGUUUAGCGCAGUCACUCCUCACCGGCGCCGGUUCGUCCCAGUCUGCUUCGGGUCUCUCCGCCAUCGGGAGUUUCCCUACCUCGGUUUGGUCCCAUCGUUGUUCUUCCCAGUGAACUGCAGAAGAGCGAGCUCGCGCUACCCGGUAAAAUAUUAUGUCGGUGUUGAUCCCGGAUGACCGGGCAUUCAGCAGCUUCAAGGAGGAGUGCGGGAGUGAGGAGGGCUGGAGUCUGACCUACAAUAAGCCGGACAUGACUGUGUGGACCCAGACUAUAGGAGGAGACGAGGAGAAGUCACUCCACAAGAUCAAGUGUCGGAUGGCGUGUAAGGACGUGCCAGCUGAGACCAUGUAUGAUGUUCUCCAUGACAUCGAGUACCGGAGGAAAUGGGACGCAAACGUCAUCGAAACCUUCGACAUCGGAAAACUCACUGUUAACGCAGAUGUGGGCUACUACUCCUGGAAGUGUCCCAAGCCGCUGAGGAACCGUGACGUCAUCACACUGCGCUCUUGGCUGCCCACUGGCAGUGAUUACAUCAUCAUGAACUACUCUGUCAAACAUGCUAAAUACCCCCCAAAGAAGGACAUGGUACGAGCUGUGUCCAUCCAGACUGGCUACCUGAUCCAGAGCCACGGACCGAACCACUGCACUCUUACCUACCUGGCACACGUGGACCCAAAAGGAGAGCCACCAACCAUCCUGCUAGCCUGCUAG